UCCCCACCUUCUUAUAUCAUCAAACCAACAAAGAUCCUAACAAGAGACAACAUCAAGAUGAUCCUCUCAUGGAUUACACUGCUUCUUCUCCAUCAAGGAUAUGCACAGAUCUCAGUGACCACAGUUCAACUUGGUGACCCGGUGACCUUCACAUGUUUAUUCCGGAAUUGGGAAGACAACAAUGCACGAGUCAAGUGGUACAAACAGAGUAUUGGCAAUACUCUCAGAUUAAUUACUACACUGAUGAAAUCUACUGAAAGUCCUACAUUUGAACAAGGGUUUUCUCCCUCACGAUUUGAUGCAAACCAUACCACAAUCAUGAGCACUCUGACUAUUUUGAAGACAGUUCCAGAGGAUGAGGCGCUGUAUCACUGUGGAAUCAUUGCCUGGAAUAAGGAUGAGUGGAGUGGCACGUUUUUGUCUGUAAAAGGAAAAUUUCAGAGGACGACAGACUAUGCUGUUGUUCAGUGGCCGACGGUGUCUGACCGAGUUCAUCCAGGAGACUCAGUGACUCUGCAGUGUUCAGUCCUCUCUGACUCUGAGAAGAAAACAUGUCCAGGUGAACACAGUGUGCUCUGGUUUGGAGUCAGAUCAGAUGAAUCUCAUCCAAACAUCAUCUACUCUGACGGAAACAGACAUGAUGACUGUGAGAAGAAACCUGAUGCACAUUCUCCUCCAAAGAGCUGUGUUUAUAGCUUUUCCAAGAACAUCAGCUCCUCUGAUGCUGGGACUUAUUAUUGUGCUGUGGCCACGUGUGGGGAGAUAUUAUUUGGAGAUGGAACAAAACUGGACAUUGAAGGAACCAGCUUGUGGUCCUUUGAUGUUUUACAUGCUGACAGUAUUAUUCUGUUUCUCAUGUGUACUGUCAUGGCUGUAAGUGUGGUCGUUAUCGGCUUCCUCAUUUACACCAUCAAGACAAACAAGUGUGAUAAUUGCAAUGAUAAAGCUGCUGUUUUUCUCCAAGAAAAUGUUGCCAAAAGGAUUUUUAAGACGGACGGAGACACAUGGAUUUAUUCUGCUGUCGUCUUUAUGGUGAUGAAAACUGACAGCGCGGGGACUCGGAAUGCAAAAGCUGCAGACAGAGAAAGGAUUUACGCUGCCGUCAAGGCUUUUGGAUUGGAUUAGCAGACUCUUUGACAUCAGCUGGCACCAUAAGUGACAGCUGAUGUUUUUCUUUUGAAGAAGAAAGCUGUUAUUACAUGUGGCUAUUAUGUAAUGUGUGAUGUGUGUUUUAAGGUUUUGUCAAAGCUAGUUAGAUUGAAUUGUGCAAUGUAUUUUGUUCCUUGUAAGUAUGUUGAAUUUUGUGAAAAAGUGAUAUAAGC
Messenger RNA from Chelmon rostratus (copperband butterflyfish), 1322 nucleotides. RefSeq lists its product as uncharacterized. Bases 58 to 1125 code for a protein of 355 amino acids. The record is from RefSeq and is a predicted model, not a curated record. Gene Ontology annotation, biological process: response to bacterium. The transcript is spliced from 6 exons. Lineage: Eukaryota; Metazoa; Chordata; Actinopteri; Chaetodontiformes; Chaetodontidae.